GUCAGCAUACACAAUAUUCAUAGAUAUCAAUCAGUGUUCCUGAGACUAUAAUCCAUUGCACAUUAGUUAUAAACUAGUUUUGUUUUGUGUUUUAAUAAAGAUCAAACGAUCAUGUCUGGAGUUAUCAAUAGAUGCAAAGGAUAACCAAUAACCCCUUGAAGGAGUCCUAGGCCAGGGAAGGAUCACCAUUCACCGCUAGUCCCCUGAACAGCCACCUGAAGGGAUUUAGGAGAAAAGGAUCAUCACCAUUCCCCUGAAGGGGUUCAAGAGUUAUAGAGUAAGGUCACUACUAAGCCCCUAAAGUGGUUCAGGAGGUGCCGAAGGGGCCCUACAAACCCCCUGAAGUGUUCCAGGAGUAGGCAAGGGUUGCUACUAAACCCCUAAAGUGGUCCAGGAGUACGGAAGGGUCACAACUAGGCCCCUGAAGUGGUCCAGGAGUAGGGAAGAAGAUCUCCAGAAUGAUCUCCAGUAGUGUUCUCUACGGUAACAGUGCUGUCAAUAAUUCGUUCAGCCUUGGUUCCCCAACCUCGCUGAGUUCCAAUGAAUCUCUUCAAGGAACAAGUUCUACUCUCCAGGAACCUGAAUCCGGUCCAGAUAUGGUUGAGCUACCUAUGUCCCCAGCAAGUGAAACUACGGAGGAUCUAGAAGAUCUGGAUUUUAUUGACGAUGAAACAAUUCUGGAUUCAGAUAUGACAGAAAUUAUUCAGGAUGUUAUGCAGAUGGAUGCUUCAGCUCUUAAUAUUCAUCAUGAAUCCAUUCAACAAGUUCAGAAUACAAAUCAAGCAAAAUUUAACAACCAAACCAAACUGAUUAACCAAACCAAACAACUCAAUCAACCCAAACUGAUUCAGCAUUCCAUCCAAACUACCAUUAGUAAUAUCAAUGGGUUCGAAUUGACAAGUGCAGAUUCCAAACAAUUAAAUUUACCAAGUAUAUAUUCACAAUCUACUACACCGUUAGUUAGACCUACAAUACCUAAUCAUUUGAAUCCUGGGAUUCCUACUCGACCCUCCAUUGUUAUCCAGCCCAUAUCGAUUGUUAGUAAAGGUAACCCAACCCGUCCUUCUCAACCUGUAUCCGCCCCAACAUGUCCAUUUCAACCCGUAUCCAUUCCAAACCGAUUUUCCCAACCCGUAUCCACCCUAACCCAACCCUCCCAACCUGUAUCAACCCCAAACCGAUCUUCCCAACCUGUAAACGUCCCUACCCGUCCCAAUCACCCUGUAUCCGUCCAAACCCGUCCCUUCCAUCCUGUAUCCGUUACAUCCCAAUCCCAACCUAUAACCGUUCAAACCCGUCCCUCCAAACCAAUGACCCUCCCAACCCAACCGAUAUCCCUGGUAUCCGUCCCAAAAAUAAUAAAAGGAAGGAGAACUGUAUCUGAACCCAAAGUGUUAACCAAACCUGGAGAAGGAAGGAGAAAACCGCCAAAUAUUCUCAAGGUUCAAAUUCUACAGAACAAAGAGAACGCUCCAACCAUCACCCCGGAAGCCAAUUCCCAGGUCGAGAUUAAACUUCAGCCUCAAAAACUAAAGAGUCCAAAGCCUGUUAAAAGGCCAGACCCUGUUAAAUCUUCGAGGUCGGUGAAAAUUCUAACCUCGCAAGAGAUCUCAUGUAUAUUAUCACAGAAGGAUGAGUUUGUUCGAACAGAAACUAUCAUGCAUGUUGAACCAGCAAUAUACCCAGACAUAACCAACCUGGAGUCCAAGUAUAUCGGGAAUAUGGAGCGAACCUUUAAAGUAUUUGAAAACCUUGAGGCUCGAACAAUCCGUACACCAGCAGAGGAAAAAGUUGCACGUUUUAUGAACGGACUUGACUGCUGGGGUGUCAACGACGAAAUCCCCGGACCGAUGUUUGACGGAUUUUUCCGGGUUCAGGACACUCUAUCCUACCUAGAGCUGCCGGAGGAUUGGAGAGAUGACUCGCUGUUCCACCAGCUGGAUGAGAUGACCCUCUCAGAGCAAGUGUUUCUAAACAAAUGGCUUCCGCAAUGCUCAUUACAACCAAGAACUGAACCAUAUAGGAAUAUGAUCAGAAAACUUAACAGACAGGAUCCUAAAUUCAAUAUAGCUUGGUGAUCCAUAAUCCAUAAAUAAUAUAGUUUGGUGAUCCAUAAUCCAUAAAUAAUAUACAGGGUUAACUGUAGUUUGGUGAUCCAAAAUCCAUAGAUAACAUAGUUUGAUGAUCCAUAUUCCAUAGAUAAUGUAGUUUGAUAAUCCAUAAACCAUAGACAAUAAAGCUUGAUGAUAUUCCACAGUUUUAUAUAGUUCAUAAACCAUCGCCCAUAUUUAGUUCAUAAACCAUCGCCCAUAUUUGAGUUUAGUUUUGUGAUCCACUAUUCAUAGCUCAUUAAAGUUUGGUGAUCCGUAAUCCUUAUCUGAAAUAGUUUAAUGGUCCGUAAUCCUUAUCUUAAAUAGUUUAAUGAUCCGUAAUCCUUAUCUUAAAUAGUUUAAUGAUCCGUAAUCCUUAUCUUGUGAUCCGCAGAAUCCAUAAUAUUUCAAUUCAGUUCAAAUAAAGCUCAAUACUCAAUAAUGCACACAUAUUGUAACCGACUGUUUGUAAAUAGAAUUUAGCUGCUGUAUUUAUAUAAUCUAUGAUGUAGUGUAAAAACUUUUGUAGUUUAUUAUCGAUGUACUGAUUUACAAUCUUUUAGUUUCAAACAAAGCUAUGGAGGAAAAUAAAUUUUGGCAAAUUUUUGA
Eurytemora carolleeae is the source of this 2699-nucleotide messenger RNA. Its product is annotated as proteoglycan 4. The record is from RefSeq and is a predicted model, not a curated record. The transcript has 5 exons. NCBI's taxonomy places the organism in Eukaryota, Metazoa, Arthropoda, Copepoda, Calanoida, Temoridae. Bases 459 to 2078 code for a protein of 539 amino acids.